AGCUUUAGCCUUUAGUUUUUCAAUCUGGACUUUUGUAGCAUUACUUGUGUUUUACAUCAGUCGAUUGAGUUCUUGUGAGAGGACUAACUUCUCUGAAUGAAGAUGCCUUCCUUGCUGUCGGACAACUCUUUCGUUAUGCAACUCCAUCCGCUUUAAUGGUUUGCCUUAAAUGGUGGUCAUUUGAGGUGCUCACUUUGCUAUCUGAACUUUUACCAGAUCCAAAACUUGAAACAUCGGUACUAUCAAUAUGCUUAACGAUUUCUUCAUUGCACUUUGUUAUACCAUUUGGAUUGGGAGUUGGUGCAAGCACGAGGGUGUCAAAUGAAUUGGGAUCUGGUAAUCCUCAGAAGGCUCUAGUGGCAGUUAGAGUUGCAAUGUUUCUUGCAGUUGUAGAGACGGUCUUGGUGAGCACAGUAACAUUCUUAUGCCGCGGAGUUUUGGGUAAAGCCUAUAGCAAUGAUGAACAAGUGGUGGAUUAUGUUGCUGCAAUUGCCCCUUUUCUGUGUCUAUCAUUCAUCACAGAUAGCUUACAAGCAGUUAUCUCUGGAAUAGCUAGGGGAAGUGGAUGGCAGAUUAUUGGUGCAUAUGUGAAUCUUGGAGCAUUCUAUCUAGUUGGAAUCCCAGUUGCUUCUUUACUGUGUUUCGUCGUAAAUCUGAAAGCAAAGGGCCUUUGGAUUGGACUUUUGGUUGGUUCUGCAAUUCAAGCAACUAGUUUUCACUGAUUGGCAAAAACAGGCAAUAAAAGCUAAGAAGAGGAUAUCAGAAAGGAGAUAAAUCGGAUAGUUUAAUUGCUUGCUAAAUAUAUAUGUAUUUUUUUUAGAGGAUUAGAUUAUCUUCAGCAGUGGUUGGCAACAAGUUUAGGUUCUAUUUAUUGCUAUUGGCUACAGUUUUUUUUAACCCAUAGUUUAUACUUUCUGUUAUCUUGAAUUCAGAAGAUAAUUAAUGUAUGAGGGUGCAUCUGGACAAGGUACUGCCUCCGUCCAACAAUACUUGUCAACUAUUUACUUUGCACA
Solanum tuberosum (potato) is the source of this 1013-nucleotide messenger RNA. RefSeq names its product protein DETOXIFICATION 2-like. Gene Ontology annotation, molecular function: antiporter activity; xenobiotic transmembrane transporter activity. Gene Ontology annotation, biological process: transmembrane transport. The record is from RefSeq and is a predicted model, not a curated record. Lineage: Eukaryota; Viridiplantae; Streptophyta; Magnoliopsida; Solanales; Solanaceae. Bases 156 to 722 code for a protein of 188 amino acids. The transcript has 6 exons. Gene Ontology annotation, cellular component: membrane.